AGGUUACACAAUCUGUGCCCUGACCCGAGCCUGCCAGACUAAACCGUACCAUGCUCUGGCUGCUUUGCAACAAUCUGGCAGUUUUUAUUUAUUUAUUUUUGUGGUGUAAGAAAACCAAAGGGCUCAAUGUCUCGGUGAGUUAAAAUGCAUGUUAGAGACAAAAAAGUAGCCUUUUUAUGACUGUGAAGGGAGAGAUAGGCAUUGAUUUUUCCUCUGCAACCAAGUAAAUCAUGUGUGAAAGGAAGCCACGGUGAGAAAAAUGGCUUCUCACAACUCAAAGACUGGAUCUAAGAUAAAUGUUGGAAAAUCAGCAAAGGACUCCGGUCUGGAGGACGAUUACGUCACACCUGGCGGCUAUGAGCUGGAGAAAAUCCUCAACCGUGGGAGUGUGGUUUAUACUCAUGUCAAUGAGGUCUGGCCUAAAGUCUACAUUGGCGAUGAGCAGACUGCUAAGGACAAGCUUCUCCUGAGGAGUUUGGGGAUCACACACGUUUUGAAUGCCGCAGAAGGGACAUGGAACAACGUGGACACCGGGUCCGAUUACUACAAUGACAUGGACAUUGUUUACUACGGUGUGGAAGCAGAGGACAUCCAAACCUUUGACCUCAGCCAGUAUUUCUUCUCUGCAGCCAAAUUCAUUCAUGAGACACUGAGCAAUCAUCAAAACAAACUGCUGGUUCACUGUGUGAUGGGAAGAAGCCGAUCAGCAACUCUCUUCCUCGCCUACCUAAUGAUCCACGAGAACAUGACCGUGGUGGACGCCAUCGAGCAUGUAAAGAAACGGAGACGGAUUAUCCCCAACUGGGGGUUCCUGAAGCAGCUGAGAGAGCUGGACCAGCAUCUCCUGGAGAGAAGAGCAUCAGCAGAGUGUUGAUUCUGCUUUUUGCUGUAAAUCAAAUCAUUUAAUUACUUUAUGAAACUGACACGGCUAUGACAGCUCUGAAGUCAUUCAAAACUCUGAUUUGAGAGAAAUCCAGUUAAGUCUUUGAGUGUGAAUCUAAUGCAAAUAUAACAAUUCU
Nothobranchius furzeri (turquoise killifish) is the source of this 1019-nucleotide messenger RNA. RefSeq names its product dual specificity phosphatase 29. Gene Ontology annotation, cellular component: cytoplasm. The record is from RefSeq and is a predicted model, not a curated record. Gene Ontology annotation, biological process: negative regulation of MAPK cascade; protein dephosphorylation. NCBI's taxonomy places the organism in Eukaryota, Metazoa, Chordata, Actinopteri, Cyprinodontiformes, Nothobranchiidae. Gene Ontology annotation, molecular function: MAP kinase phosphatase activity; protein tyrosine/serine/threonine phosphatase activity.